Messenger RNA from Saprolegnia diclina VS20, 1680 nucleotides. RefSeq lists its product as hypothetical. The transcript has 4 exons. NCBI's taxonomy places the organism in Eukaryota, Oomycota, Saprolegniomycetes, Saprolegniales, Saprolegniaceae. The coding region runs from base 1 to 1578 and encodes 525 amino acids. The record is from RefSeq and is a predicted model, not a curated record.
AUGGUCAAGGUCGUGGCCGUCACGCGCGGACCAACGCGGGUGGCGCCACGGCACGACGCCCCCUUCGCCGUACGCCGCGAUUACUCGGGCGUUGCAAUACACGGCUUGCUCCUUCUCAACCUCCUCGCAAUGCCCAUGAAGGCGUACGUUUCGGAGGCUUUUCCGUGGGCCCCGGUCGCCGAUGCGCCACCGUCGUUUCCCAACUAUAGCGCUUUCAAUACAUCGACGCUGGCACUUGACAUGGCCUUGUACACGCCAGCGACGUCGCUCCCAGAAGGCGCCACGUACGUGAUCGAUGCAAAAAGGAACACGCAUGUGUUUCGCCACGUCAUUCACCGCAGCACACCGCUGCGCUCGCUGGCCGAAUGCGACGACACGUUUCUUGUCGGAAUUCCUGGCAUGUUCUUCGCGGGCCCCGUGAUCCACAAGUUGCUCUGCGACUGCGCGAUGGCGCCCAACAUGACGGCGUUGCACGGCCGCGGGUCGUGCCUCUACCUCACCAUGACGUCGUUGAUGCACGGCCACGUAUGCGUCUGGAUCGUCGCCGAUGCGCCCAACGAAUCGAUUGUCUUCUACGCCUACACACCGCGGGUCUUGCCAUCGGCGUUUCUUUGGUUCAAAUUUGCCUACCUUCUGCCUGUUCCUCUCACGCUGCUGCGACGCCACGGCCAUCAACGCCAGCGUCUCUCGCCGCACACGUGGCGCUAUACAAUCGUGUGGGGCGACCCGUCCGUGCUCGUACUCGCCAACCCGUACAUUUGCAUCGGGUUUCUCAUUGAUGCAUGGCUCAGUGCGGACAUGGCCGGCCUCGCAGUCCUUCGACUCUAUCAAACGAGCGAUCGAUGGCUGCUUCUGCGCUCUAGUUUGUAUCUCUCGCGCGUGGUGUGGGCAGCGUACGCGGCCUUGUGCGCGACCAACGCGGCCUUGAAACGCUGGAAGCGAGAGCACUUGUUUUCGCCAUUGGACCCGACCGUCGCCGUGAUACUUGUCACGGUGUUUUGCGUCAGCAUCUCGUGGCUGAGCCAGAACGUCGGUGUCUUCUUGAAGACAAUGCGCUAUCUCUAUGAGCUCGCAGGAUCGACGGGCGAGUCAACCGAUAUCUUUGUGGGAUGCUCAGCCUUCACGCUCGCCAUUCCGCUGGUACCGCUAGGCCACGGCUUUCUCCGGUCGCUCGCGGCCACGAACUCGGUCGGCCCUUCUUCGUACAGCAGCUUUCGCUACAAAAACUUGAAGAAUCGCGUCUGGAGUCGCAUGACGCGCUGCUGGCAGCGCCGACCCGAGCCUCGCGUCGCGCUCGGCGGUACCAUGCACGCGCUACGUCCGCGCUUCAAGACAUGCGUGACGAUGGACUGGCACGCGACGGACUGCUUUGUCUUGUGCUACUGCAACGACGUCUUGGACACGACGCUCCGCGUUGGGCUCCUCAAUGCCCUUGAUCGGCGUGAGUCGGACCCCGAAGGCUCCAUCACCACGUCGUGCGCGCCGUCCGAGUAUGGUGUUUUCCAGCUGCGCUGCUUACCAAUACCGGGCACCCACAGUCUCUCAGCACCCGCGACGCCGUCGGCCUGGUGUCUGUAGCUGUUCUCAGGGUAUUGUCUUACUCGUGAUGGCAAUGACAUCAGUAUGCACCCGAGACGUGAUUUUGAUUAUUUUCUGUAAAUAUACACUCAGAUUGCCCCG